This is a messenger RNA of Penicillium verhagenii, 1800 nucleotides long. RefSeq lists its product as uncharacterized. Bases 1 to 1800 code for a protein of 599 amino acids. The transcript has a single exon. The record is from RefSeq and is a predicted model, not a curated record. Lineage: Eukaryota; Fungi; Ascomycota; Eurotiomycetes; Eurotiales; Aspergillaceae.
AUGCUGCUGAAUCUUGGUCUUACAGCGGAUGCCGCAGCUGCUCACACUCCCGAUCCUAGCGCCCAGCCAGAAACGCCACCCGCGCCAUCUUCACCCUACUCUCCAGCCUUCUCCUUGGCUACUUUGCCAUUUUUGGGCUCUCUAUAUAACAGAACCAAACAGCCGGAUGGUCCUACCCAACCCAUGGGUUCCAUAUCUGGUGUGGCCAUGAGUCCGAUUGCAUUAAAACUGAGCGAGGGGGAGUCAUCCAAUUCUACUUCACCGGCCCUCACCAGACCUCGUGUCAGCCGCUCGAAUACGAUCACGGCGCGCAAGUCCACUCGCUCUAAGACCUCUUAUCAGCUUGCCCAUCCAGCCUCACAUGCUCGCCAUAAACGUUUGAAGCUUCGACCGAAGCUUUUGCUCCAGCUACAGCAGGUAUCGCAUACGCCUCGUCCCUUGCCCAUUUUGGACAUCCUACCGUCAACUAUAUAUCUGCCUCGAUUGGCUCGGAAGUUUCCUGCCAUGUUCCGUGGGAAGAAUGGUCUAGGUCCCAAUGAUUUGAUCAUUGUGAUGAGUGAACUUUAUGAACACACUGUCGCUAGUAUCCCAGAAAGACCUGUCAGCUCCGAGGGGGAGGACGAUGAUCACCGAGAAGUCGUCGCUACUAUCUGCCAGAUGUUUCAGGACGAUGCUCUUCAGAAGGGCAAGGCCGAGAUUUGCUUGAAUUUUGGACCGACAUGGGAGGCUACGCCGCUUCCGAGUGGUUCUUACGAAUUUGUCGCACGCACGGAAAAUGGUUUGCGAGUGAUGCGAUGGGCAUUGCGAGCCGGGAGGAACCGUCGAAUGUCCGCACAACCUAGCUCGGAGCCCCGCGAAGACACCAAGCGAUUCACUUUCAGUGUUAUCGAUCCGAAUACUCGUCGGCACCCAGUCAUUGCUUCCAUGACGCGCAACCAGUUAGAAGUGUUUGAUGAAUACUCCACCGUCACCCGAUCGAAUACCGGCCCUACAACCCCAAGCUCGGGUAUGUCUGUGAUCAGUGAUAUUUCUGACGAUGCACUGGAUUUCAAUACGGAUGCGAAUGUUGUCGCGCUUGAGGAUGGACUUCGCACGUUAAUAAUAAUCACCGGGAUCUGGGUCGCUUUCCGUGAAGGGUGGUCAAGUAAUUUUAAUUACGGCGAUCCGGUUUCAUCCCCCAUCGGCAAAUCCAUCGUUUCUCCAGUCACCUCGAAAUUUUGCGCGCCAACAAAUGUCAAAAGUGAAAACACCAGUCCUACACGUGGCGAUGAAUUGAAUGAAUUGAAGGAGGUAGUCAAUCGUGGCAAGCGCCUCGCGUCCACCUCGAGCGUUCGUCGUUCAAAUACCCUGUCACCUGUUGAUGGAGGGAAAUCCUUUGGAAGUCUCUCCAAGCGCUCAAACUCAACCGGCGCUGCAUUCAUGGACCGAGCAAAGCGACGAAGUGCCUCGGCAACCGGCAAUCGCCCCAACCGCCAUAGCGCGUUUGCAGGUGCUGGAGAGGACGGACGCGAGAUUGUUGUAUCUCGACCAUCAUCUAUUCGCCUAAACUCGGUUGAGGCUGAUAAUACCUUGCACGUCUCCCAGCUUAAAAAUAAACCCCAAACGAAGCCAACGAACGACAACCAUAAGUCCACAAAGACUGCACCACCACCGCCAUUGCAUCCAGAUUACCAUAAGGUCUGGGAUGCAGACGAUAUCAAAGAGCCUGAACUUGCCACUUCGCAAGGUGGUAAAGGCAAACGCCGACACCGAUUCAGUUCUCUUUUCACGAUUUUCCACCGAAAAGAAAAGGCCCAUUAA